CGACUGUCACCGCUGGGACACAAACAGUUCACCUCCAGCCUCUCGGACAGCAUGAAACACACUCUUCUGACUGAAUGCAAGCUUUCAAUGUAAUAUAAUUAAAUAAUUAAAACACAUUACGUAUUUACAGCUGAAACAGAUGCUCCUCGUCUUCCUCUGCUGUUGGCGUGAGCUAGCUUAGCCUUUUAGCUUAGCGGUUAGCAGGACACCCACACACCGGCGCGUGCAGGAUUUAACUAAUCAGGAGCGGAAAUAUCCACCCGGAGCUGCACUGAAACUGACUCGGACUUAACUUGACAACUGUCAAUGCUCGGGUUGGGUCUAAACGCGGCUUUUGAACUGACACGUCACAAAACAGCAACAACAAGAAUCCUGAAAAACAAGGAAGUGAAUGAACUUUGCAGCUAGCUAGCACAAAGCGAGCCCCGCAGCUGCAUCGCUUCGUUGUGCUGCUCGCUUCUGCAGCGGAAAGAGGUCCUCGCAGCCUCCUCUCCCGUCCCGCAGUGCUGGUAUUGCUUGUUUGUGAAAGCAAGUCGAUAUACCCAUCGCUAUCUCACGAAGCCAGUCCGUUUGCGUGCUCUGCUACAACGUCUCUCCUAACAAUAACAACUUGGCUGAGAGUCAACACACGUUGCAGACAUGAUUCCCGAUAAAGUGCCGAAGGAAGACGUCUUCUACGCGUCUGAGGAGCUGAAAAAGAAGGCUCACAUCCCCAGCUUUGACAAAUACAAAGAGCUCUACUUGAAAUCCAUAGAGAGCCCGGAUGAGUUCUGGGGCGACAUUGCCAAAGAUUUUUUUUGGAAGACCAAACACACGGGUCAGUUCCUCGACUACAACUUUGAUGUGACAAAAGGAGAAAUAUUCAUCAAGUGUAUGGAAGGAGCUUCCACCAACAUCUGCUACAACGUCCUCGACCGCAACGUCCACGAGAGGAAGCUCGGCGAAACCGUGGCCUUCUACUGGGAAGGCAAUGAACCUGGUGAUGAGCUGACGGUGACCUACAGAGAGCUGCUGCAGAGGGUCUGCCAGUUUGCCAAUGUCUUGAAGUCUCAGGGAGUGAAGAAGGGCGACAGAGUGUCCAUCUACAUGCCGAUGGUGGUGGAGCUGGUGGUGGCCAUGUUGGCCUGUGUCCGCAUUGGUGCUGUUCACUCCAUCGUGUUUGCAGGUUUUUCUGCUGAGUCUCUGUGUGAGCGGAUCAUGGACUCUCAGUGUUCGUUGCUCAUCACAGCAGAUGGUUUCUAUCGAGGAGAUAAGCUGAUCAACCUGAAGCUUUUAGCUGAUGAAGCGCUGCAGAAAUGCAGAGACAAAGGUUUCUGUAUAGAGAGGUGUAUAAUGCUGAAACACCUGUCCAAAGAAGCAGAAGAGACUCCUCUGGGCUCUCAGUCUCCUCCCGCCAAACGGUCCUGCCCUGAUCUGCAGCAGGAGAAACAGACAGGGAGAGUAAAGAAAACACACCCUGUACCGCAGGUCCCAUGGAACCCCGAGGUGGACUUGUGUUGGCACACUCUGGUCCGGGGGGCUUCAGACGAGUGUGAACCAGAGUGGUGCAAUUCUGAAGAUCCUCUGUUCAUCCUCUACACUAGCGGCUCGACUGGUAAACCAAAGGGAGUUCUCCACACAGUCAGCGGCUACAUGCUCUACACUGCCACCACCUUCAAACUGGUGUUUGACCACCAGCCCGAUGACGUCUACUGGUGCACGGCAGACAUCGGUUGGAUCACCGGACACUCCUACAUCACCUACGGCCCGCUGGCUAACGGGGCCACCAGCGUCCUGUUCGAGGGCUUGCCUACCUACCCAGAUGUAAGCCGUAUGUGGGAGAUUGUGGACAAAUAUCAUGUGACCAAGUUCUACACAGCUCCGACAGCCAUCAGACUGCUGAUGAAGUACGGCAGAGAGCCGGUGCAGAAGUAUAAACGAGAGUCUCUGAAGAUUUUAGGGACGGUGGGAGAGCCCAUCAACGCUGAGGCCUGGCAUUGGUACUACUCUGUGGUGGGAGAGAAGAGAUGUCCUAUUGUUGACACCUUCUGGCAGACAGAAACUGGUGGACAUGUGUUGACUCCCCUACCUGCAGCAACACCCAUGAAACCUGGAUCUGCUACGCUCCCGUUCUUUGGAGUGGUGCCGGCCAUCCUGAAUGAGUCAGGAGAGGAGCUGGAGGGACCGAGUGAAGGAUACCUGGUUUUCAAACAGCCGUGGCCCGGAGUGAUGAGGACGGUGUACGGAAACCAGCAGAGGUUUGAAUCCACCUACUUCAAGAAGUUCCCUGGAUACUACGUCACCGGAGACGGUUGCCGUCGAGACGAGGAUGGGUACUACUGGAUAACGGGGCGGAUAGACGACAUGCUGAACGUCUCCGGACACUUACUGAGUACAGCGGAGGUGGAGUCGGCUCUGAUGGAGCACGAGUCCGUUGCAGAGGCUGCAGUUGUGGGCCGACCUCAUCCUGUGAAAGGAGAGAGCCUCUACUGCUUCGUAACUCUCACUGAUGGAGUGACGUACAACCGAACGCUGGAGGCAGAGCUAAAAAAACAAGUGCGGGAGAAGAUCGGUGCCAUCGCAACACCGGACUACAUCCAGAAUGCUCCUGGACUCCCCAAGACCAGAUCUGGUAAGAUCAUGCGACGGGUGCUCCGCAAAAUCGCCUGUGACGAACGGGACCUGGGCGACAUCUCCACGCUGGCCGACUCCUCCGUGGUCGAGCAGCUUUUCCAGAACAGGUGCCGCAUGGGCGUGUGACGGACUCCAGGAUCCUCGCAGCGAGGCUUUGACUGCAGCCGCAAACCAAACCAUGGGAAGAGGAGGAGGAGGAGGAGGAGGAGGAGGAAUCAUCAUCAUCCCAUGAACUUGGUCUGGUUCAACAAACAACCUUUAGCUCCUGAUGAGUUUGGCGGUGUGCAGCAGAGCCUGUAUUUACAAUGACCCCGCUGCCCUUUGAUGUAAGAAAGAUCCACAGCAGGGAGAGACACAACAUCUGUCUGCUUCCUGGUCGGUGUUUCCCAUUUCCAUAGAAGCAGUAAUACUUUUUGCAGCAGCAAACUAAUUGUAUUAAUAAGUACAUCAGUUUGUUGACUUGAAUGUGUUUCCAACCGAGUUAGGCAUUGGUGUGUCUGACAGGGAGAAGCCAGAGGUUGUUUUCUGCAGUCCAACUCCGUUGAAGAGAAAGAACAGGGUAACACUUCCUUUGGUUUGAUCCUAUUGUUGCAGCUAAUAAUACACAGAAAUAUGUGCUCCUCAACAGCUCAGUAAGCGUGUGAGUUCAGUAUGAGGCUGAUGUGACGUGCUGCCCGGAGCUUCUCUGUAUCGGCUGUCCUCUCCCCUCACUCGCUGCCAUGGACACUGAUUAUUACACUCAACAUUUUUACUACUUCUAAUAUUCUAAAAUACAUGUCGAUUUGUGUCCUUUUUCUCUUUUAAUCCAUCGGAAAUAUGACAUGAAUUCUUCAUGGCUGCUGUAAUGUUCUCUCUCUUUAUGUUUAAGUUUCUCUGAAAGUCUGGUUGAAACUGGGAAAGUGUGCCGAGCGUCACGUCGCUCAGGUCGGACCAUCGAUUCCAGACCAGCUGCAGCUCUCAUGUUUAAAAUAGGCAAAAGGGUUUCCUAAUAACUCCAAAACAAAACGGUUUUUCAUGAAAUCUUCUCAUAUUUAAAUUGACCGUUCAAAACAUGUAUCUGUCCUCUUGUGGACACGCUUCCCCAUGUUUCAUUGUUAAAUCAGACUUUCCUUUGAUUAUAAUAAGGUACCAAAGGCAAGCGCAAACUUCUGUCAUUAUGCAAGUAUGAUUUAAAUUUUGAAUAAUGGUCACCAAGAGUCUGGAUCAUGAUGCGGUACGAUUAUAAAAACACAACACACACAGAAGUUAGUUCAAUCAGAGCUACGGCUCAGUUAAGACAUCAUUGGUGUCUUAAUUCACUGCUUUCUUUUAUACAUUUACCUGUUUUGAAAGAGAUCACAUCACAAGAGUAUUUAAGCUAAAAAAGGAAGAAAGGAUAAGAAUGGUGGUAUUCUAUGUUUUAGGUAUUGUCUGUCAACAUAUUCCAUGAGAAGACCAAAACCAACAAUGUGUUUGCCUGUGUAUUAAUAUUUUCUCACUUCCUGUCUGACUCAGCUUCAAGCUCUAAUUGUUGGUUCUGAUCUUUUUUAUAGAAUUCAUUAACAAAAAGAAAAAUAUAUAUAUAAUACCUCUUGACUUCCUCCAUUUAGUUUUUUUUUAAAUUGAGGGAGGAAAAGUCUUCAUCUUUAACUUCAUUGUUGCUGUGCUCUGAGUCUGAAGGUUAAAGAAAGCUUUGGGGCUUGAAGGGUUUCUCCUCAAAGUUUACGCCGUAGAAGACAGCUGUGUUGAUGAGAAUACAUGAGCGCAAUGAACCAGAAGCUUUUCUCAAUUUUAAUGUGUUGCCAUCUGUGUUUCAACGUGCCAACAUAAGUAACGGUGUGGCUGGGUGUAUACAGAUAAUAAUUGUAUCUAAUGUUCAGGGAAAAAAGUGGAGCUGCUUAUUUGAUUCGAAGAUGUUUUUAUUUUUGCUUGUACAAUAACUGGUGAUGGGAGGAGAAUUUUGCUUUUUUUUUCUCUGUUCAUCUUCAGUUGUAUGUUAUAAUUUGUGUGUAUGCAAUGACAGUAAAUGGACACGACUACUGCCUCUCACCCUGUCACUGGCUGGUGCUUUCAGAGAACCGAUUUGAUUCGCCUUUAAAGUGUUCUUGCAGAAAUGUGUAAUCACUUAAAUCAUCUUCAAAUGUCA
Pseudoliparis swirei is the source of this 4738-nucleotide messenger RNA. It is a transcript of the gene acss2, whose product is annotated as acyl-CoA synthetase short chain family member 2. Gene Ontology annotation, biological process: acetyl-CoA biosynthetic process. The coding region runs from base 640 to 2739 and encodes 699 amino acids. Gene Ontology annotation, cellular component: cytoplasm. Lineage: Eukaryota; Metazoa; Chordata; Actinopteri; Perciformes; Liparidae. The record is from RefSeq and is a predicted model, not a curated record. Gene Ontology annotation, molecular function: acetyl-CoA synthetase activity. The transcript has 19 exons.